CGAGGGUCCACUCAAUGCACAGAGGGAGAUCAGGUCUGCUGAGGACCGUGCUGAGGACCGUGGUCUGCACUUUUUCGCUUCGAUGAUAGGGGAGAGGAUGGUGGGAAAGGACGCCCAGCUGAAAGAAUGAUGGAGGCCAGCGAUGGAUGGGCUGAAACAGCAAAACUCUUCACCAGUGGCAUAUAUGUGCAGAAGUACGUCACCAUACAGAAUGUUCGUUUGGGAUUACUGCACCUUUGCCUCAAGAUCGCGGCUGGAAUCUGGGCCUUGGUCUUGAUGUUUUCCUUACGAGCCUAUGACAACAACGCUGUUCCAUCUGGCAGUUUUUUGGAAGUAUGGCAAAUGCCAGCACCAUCAGCACAGAGUGGAGACUUCUCUUACUGCACAAAUCCGGAACAGUAUGACUACGUGUACAAUGAGGAUUACGUCUACAAGAUGUCUGGAUGCGAGACAUUGCAUCUCGGGGAGGCUCACCGCAAACAGGGAAAUAGUAUAUUCUUUCCAACCUCGAUUGACGAUUCUUAUGUGUGGACCUUUGGUGCAGCAGCAUGUGCUGCUGGAUCGAAUGCCUCCGAAGCACAGGUCCUUUGCAACGUGAAAGGUGGCAUCUUGAGAAUUCUGGAUUCUACGGAGAAUGGCAAAUCCUGCCAAUGCCUGAUCUCGCACUCCUUUUUUGCCAGACAUCCGGAGGGGCAGCGGCUCUUCUUCACUCACGGCUUUGAGGCAAGCAACCUGGGUGUUAUGGGCAAUGGGCGCAUGCGCGGCAGCAUUCGAAGUGACAGCAACCAAUACAGCUACGAUGGCAAGAAAUGGCAGGACCUGAAUGAUGGUGGGAUCCUCACAAUGGUCCAAGAUCAAAAUGGUGAGAGCUGCGCUUUAGGUGGACACUCAAAAUUCCUCCCAGAUGCAGCGAGGCAGGGCAUUGGUGGAACGCUAAGCGAGUGGAUGGUUUGCGCAGGGGUUGAUUUGCAAAUGGCAGAUCCCAAAAUGCGGAGCCAACAUCCGAUGGAAUGGUCUGCUCCAACGGCUCGCGUCACAGGCCUCGAGCUGAAUAUUCAACUGGACUACAGAAAUGUGCAUCACGAAGUGGGCUUUUCUGGAGUGGUUUGUUAUGUUCGAAUCUCUGCAAUCCAACUCUGGAAUUCGGAGAACUACGUGAGUUAUGGGCAGCUCUUGGAUGGAGGAUGGUCGUCCUACAGGUCGCGACACCAGAGGGGCGUGGAGGUUCGCUUUCUGGUGGAGGGCCGUAUCGACUUCAUGGACUUCAUCCGCCUCACCACAGCCAUUUCGAACGUGCUAACCAUUAUGUCAAUUCCAGCGAUUCUGGUGAGCCUGUUGGCUCUCUAUGGCCUCGGGCCGUUGUCAAGCAUUUAUGCCGCAGCUGCCAACAGCAAAGUGAACGUUUGCGACGACACCAAGACCGCGGUCACACGGCUGAUCACCAACGAGGCGGCCAUGAAGUUGAUUGAAGAAGGAAUCACGAGAACACAUGUGAGAAACACAUUCACUCGGGCUCUCACUCAUUACAUCGAUCUGAAGCCUGCGAACAAGCACAACAUGCACGAGGAGAAAUGGAAAAGGAAGUUGGAGAAGUUGGAUCAAGCUGAAGGAACACUGCAAGAUAAAGAGCUUGAUCAGCUGGUGGAGUUUGUCAUGCAGAGUAUUAAUCAUCGGAAGAAAGGUCAGAGAGCCAGUCAGAGCAACAGCAGGAUUGACGUUGAGGAGUAUUUAAAGCUGCAUCUUCGAAAUGACCCGGUUCAGCUUCCAGUUAUUGUGCAACUAUUUGACGACGAUCGUGACAAAGGGAUCCUAGAGAGAAUCUUUCAAGAUAGCCAUGCGUUCGAUCUCCAUCAAGAAGCAGUGCGCUGCAGCCUAAUUUUGUGUUCUGGCCAAGGAGACCAAGGACCACUGGAAGAUGCACAGUUCUUUUUGAGGAGAUGGAUCUGGCAUUGGGCGGUCCUCACAUGAACGCGAAGGUGUGCCUAUCGCCAUCGCACCAACGCCCGUUGUCCCAGAGACCACAGAGACCCUGCUUGAGGCGACGCCACCAGCACGCCGACCUCGUGUUUGGCGUGCAGGGGACUGUGCUAAACUGCUGGCGCAGCGAGAUCAAGAGUGAAGGUGUCUUUAUGUCUCGGCGAUUUGACCAAAGCUUGUCAAUCUGCCAAAAAAUGGGAUUCAGGAUGAUUCAGGGC
Molecule: messenger RNA, 2195 nt
Organism: Durusdinium trenchii
Lineage: Eukaryota; Dinophyceae; Suessiales; Symbiodiniaceae
Source: the annotation of a GenBank genome assembly